Molecule: messenger RNA, 2444 nt
Organism: Trifolium pratense (red clover)
Lineage: Eukaryota; Viridiplantae; Streptophyta; Magnoliopsida; Fabales; Fabaceae
Product: beta-glucosidase BoGH3B-like
Exons: 12
Coding region: 298-2286 (662 amino acids)
Biological process (GO): glucan catabolic process
Molecular function (GO): beta-glucosidase activity
Source: RefSeq, a predicted model, not a curated record
GACCUUAAAAAUUUAUAGAUAGCAUAGUACAAUGAAAUAUGAUUGAAAAUCUAAUACAAGAUCUACAUGUUUUCUUAGUAAAAAAAUAACAGUUUUUUCCCUCUAUUUUCGUACGUUGUUGUUUUGUCCUGAUCCAUCCCGUUUAAUUAGCAACCUCGUCAUCAAAAACAGAAAAAUAUCGAAACCAGUGCAUAGUGUCUCCCACUACUCUAUCUGCACUCUCAUAAAGUCACCAUUUUUUCAAAUAAAGUCACCAUUUUUGGUGAUUGUGAAGAAGCAAGAGCUGGGAAAUUCAAAAUGUCUAAGGUUUUGAUUCAUUUGUUUGGUGUUUUAUGGCUAUGUUCUUGGUUGAUGUUAACUGGUGAAGCUCAAGUUGUUGAUGAGUUGAAAUACAAAGAUCCAAAGCAACCGAUUUCGGUUCGGGUUAAGGACUUGUUGAGUAGAAUGACUUUGGAAGAGAAGAUUGGUCAAAUGACUCAAAUUGAUAGGAGUGUUGCCAAUGCUAAUGUUAUGAAAUCUAGUUUCAUUGGCAGUGUAUUGAGUGGUGGCGGUAGUGAACCCCUUCCAAAGGCUAGUGCCGAAGAUUGGGUGAAUAUGAUUAAUGAAUUUCAGAAAGGAGCUCUAUCAAGUAGAUUAGGGAUUCCUAUGAUAUAUGGUAUUGAUGCUGUUCAUGGACAUAAUAAUGUCUAUAAUGCCACCAUAUUUCCCCAUAAUGUUGGACUUGGAUGUACCAGGGAUCCGGACUUGGUAAAAAGGAUUGGUGCGGCAACUGCUCUUGAAGUCAGAGCUACAGGGAUUCCUUAUACUUUUGCUCCAUGCAUUGCGGUAUGUAGAGAUCCGAGAUGGGGUCGGUGUUAUGAAAGCUAUAGUGAGGAUACUAAAGUUGUGCGAGAGAUGACAGAGAUCAUAGAUGGCCUACAAGGAGAACUCCCGCCCCAUGCCAGAAAGGGAUAUCCAUAUGUUGGCGGCAAGACAAAGGUAGCGGCUUGUGCUAAGCACUUUGUUGGAGAUGGUGGUACAACCAAGGGAGUAAACGAGAAUAAUGCGGUGAUUGACUGGCAUGGAUUGGAGAGCAUUCACAUGCCUGCGUAUAUUGAUUCCAUCAUUAAGGGUGUCUCUACGGUUAUGAUUUCAUACUCCAGUUGGAACGGUGUAAAGAUGCAUGCAAAUCGUGAUCUAGUCACCGGCUUUCUCAAGAAUAACCUUAAGUUUAAGGGAUUUGUCAUCUCAGAUUGGCAAGGUAUUGACAAAAUCACAACACCUCCUGGUUCAAACUACACAUACUCCGUACAAGCUUCCAUUGAAGCCGGUGUUGAUAUGGUUAUGGUCCCAAUGAAGUUCGACGAUUUCAUUCAAGACCUUACGCUCUUGGUCAAGAGUAAUGUCAUUCCAAUGGAUCGUAUUGAUGAUGCCGUUGGGAGAAUUUUGCUUGUAAAGUUCACCAUGGGUCUUUUUGAGAAUCCUCUAGCCGAUUUCAGCUUAGUCAAUGAGCUUGGAAGCCAGGCACACAGAAACUUAGCGAGGGAAGCUGUGAGAAAAUCUCUUGUGCUGCUCAAGAAUGGGAAAAAUCAAAAUUCUCCACUUCUUCCUCUUCCAAAGAAAGUCCCAAAACUCUUAGUUGCCGGCACUCAUGCUGAUAAUUUAGGUUACCAAUGUGGCGGAUGGACAAUCAAAUGGCAAGGGUUCAUCGGUAACACUGACACGAGCGGAACUACUAUUCUCAGUGCUAUAAAUUCAACAGUUGAUCCAAGCACACAAGUUGUUUUCCGUGAGAACCCUGACGCUGAUUUUCUUAAAUCCAACAAAUUUGAUUUUGCCAUUGUUGUUGUUGGCGAGCCUCCUUAUGCCGAGACUGCCGGGGACAGCACAGAACUUACAAUGUUGGAUCCAGGUCCCAAUAUCAUCACCAACGUCUGCGGAGCUGUCAAGUGUGUAGUCGUCACCAUUACUGGCAGACCUAUUGUGAUUGAACCAUAUCUUUCUUCUAUAGAUGCAUUGGUUGCAGCAUGGUUACCAGGCACUGAGGGACAAGGUGUGACCGAUGUUCUUUUUGGUGACUAUGGUUUCAGUGGUAAGCUUGCAAGGACAUGGUUCAAAUCCGUCGAUCAACUCCCAAUGAAUGUUGGCGAUCCUCACUAUGAUCCACUUUUUCCUUUCGGUUUCGGACUAACUUCAGAAUCUGUCAGAGACCUAGUAACAAGGUCAACCUCAGCUUCUGAAUUUGUGAGGGCUUGUAUAUUUACCAUUAUGGUGACACUACUCACCAGCUUAUAUUUAAUUGGUUAAGCAACACAUUCAUGGGAGAGCUUAUUGGAUCUGGCAGCUAGAGAACUAACUUGGGAUACAUCCUAGAUUAGUCCUAUUUUAGUCAAAUUCAUUAUAUUAUUAUUAUGACAUUAUUAUUCAUGAAAUAGAACAUUUUUUUUCGGUAUAUACAAAGAUAA